Messenger RNA from Protopolystoma xenopodis, 480 nucleotides. The record is from the annotation of a GenBank genome assembly. NCBI's taxonomy places the organism in Eukaryota, Metazoa, Platyhelminthes, Monogenea, Polystomatidea, Polystomatidae.
GCUCUUAUGCCCAAUAUCGAGUAUCUUGACCUAUCGGACAACCUUCUUACAGAAGUCUUUCCCCUAUGUCAACUAACUAGGUUGCGUGAGCUUCGACUCGCCGGAAACUUGUUAUAUGCUGGCGAAGAACCCGAUUUGGAGCCGUCACCAAUUCCAUUAAAUCUUUCGCAAUCACCUUCAAGUUGGUCGCCCUCCAUUCCCGGACACUCUUCGGUUGAUUCGCCUAGCGUCGCGGUUAAACGCUACGGGGGUCUCCGAAGUCGUAAAGAGGUUGUGUACAUGGAACAAUCUUCUCUUGCGUCCUCAGAGGAGGACAAAAAGCAUACCGAUGAAUUUGUUAGACGAAUUCGUAACGAAAACAAGCAGCAGGUAAAAAAUCACGAUGAAGAUAGCGAAAAUUAUAUAGCUCCAAAAAAGAAUAGAGACACGGAUAGAGAUAGCUGCUCUGGAGUUGAUAACAACCUCACCUUCAUCUCUUAG